UUGCAUACGCUGACUGAGCAGUACAGUACACCUGUUACGUGGGCGCUCGACAAAGCCAGUUCUUUUAAAAUGAAGCAAGUCAUCCUCGCUCUCGUAUCGCUCUGCUUCUUCGGCCCUUUUGCAGAAACGUGCGACUCCACAACAAUAUCCGAGGCCAACAUUGAGUGCUACAAAAGAUUUGAAAAGGAACACGGCGGCCUUCCCCGAAAACCAGAUGAUCCAAUUGAGCCAACUGGGAAUAUAAGAUUACUCUGUUGUAUGUUAAAAUACAACAAGUAUUGCGUUUCUAAACUCCUAGAAGACAAAGGAUGCCACCCCGCUGCUGCUCUACAAUCUGCGACGGAGAUAGAGACAAGAAUGAAAAAUUGUCCAACAACCAACCCGAUAUGCGUCCCUCCACCACAGUGCAAGCGAGGCUUACCCGACGCCAAACUCAUUUGCGAGUACAGAUAUAAAAAGGAACAUGGAACCAUAGCUCCAAAGCGUCGUGCAGACCUUCAAGCGAGAGAUCAGGGCCGAGACAAGGUGCACAAAAAACGUUGCUGUCUAAUGCAAUUCAUCAAGGAUUGUGUUCCGAAAAUACUCCAAGAAGAGUACUUAUGUAGUGAUCCAGACUUUCUUGAGAUGUUCUUCGAGCAAAUACGAACCGAGUGUGGAACAUCCAAGUGGGACUGUACAGGUGUCCCUGCACCACAGUGCGAUGACGAACAAUUAUCCAACGCGAUGAAAAUUUGCGAUUACAAAUAUACGGAUGAGCACGAAACCCCAGCUCCAAAACGUCGUGCAGACCUACAAUCUAGGGAUUUGAGCCCUGCUCAGGUGCACAAACUACGUUGCUGUCAAAUGGAAUACAACAAGGCUUGUGUUCCGCGAUUUCUCAAACAUGACAGAUGCAGUGAUCCAGAUUUUAUUGAAAUGUUCCUCGAGCAAGUACGCGCUGAAUGUGGAACAUCCAAGUGGGUCUGCAUGAAGUGCAAUCAAAGAGCUAUAUCCGAUGCCGAAUAUGUGUGCUUAAGGAAGUACGAACAGGAACAUGGCAUUAUUUCUAGAGGCCUGAUGUCCGGCAAUGACAAAGGACUGUGCUGCACGUUGGACUACAAGAAGAAUUGUGUUCCAGACCAACUAAAAGCUAAAGGAUGUGAUGAACAAUUUCUUCAGAAUUAUGUUGCAAAGAUACAGCGUGAAAUGACAACCCAAUGUGCAGCAUCGAACUCGAUCUGCUUGCAGUGCAAUCAAAAAACUAUAUCCGAUGCCGAAGAUGUGUGCUUAAGGAAGUACGAACAGGAACAUGGCAUUAUUUCUAGAGGCCUGAUGUCCGGCAAUGACAAACGACUGUGCUGCACGUUGGACUACAAGAAGAAUUGUGUUCCAGACCAAUUAAAAGCUAAAGGAUGUGAUGAACAACUUCUUCAGAAUUAUGUUGCAAAGAUACAGCGUGAAAUAACAAACCAAUGUGCAGCAUCGAACUCGAUCUGUACCGUUUGCCCUCAAGGAUUACUAGACAGUGCAAAGAGUACCUGCUACAACAAUUACCAAAAUGAUCAAACUGCAUCCCAACUGCAUUGUUGUAUGAUCGAAUACAGCAGGACUUGUGUUCCGGAAAUACUCGCAAGACAAGGAUGCGAUGUGACGGUUCUUCUUGACCGGUUCUUCAAGGACAUCAACGCUGAUUGUGGAACAUCGAAGCCAGUCUGCUUGGAGUGCAAUCAGAAAGCAAUAUCCGAUGCGGAAGAUGUGUGCUUGAGGAAAUACGUACAGGAACACGGCAUCAUUUCUAGAGGCCUGUUGUCCAGCAAUGAAAAACGACUGUGCUGUAUGUUGGACUACAAGAAGAAUUGUGUUCCAGACCAAUUAAAACCAAAAGGCUGUGGAGAACAACUUCUUCAAAAUUAUGUUGUCAAGGUGCAGAGUGAAAUGAGAUACCAAUGUGCAGGAUCGAGCUCGAUGUGUGCCAUCUGUCCUACAGGAUUACUAGACAGUGCAAAGAAUACGUGCAACAGCAAUUAUCAGAAGUUGCAAGACGCAUCCAAACUGCAUUGUUGUGUUAUGGAAUACAGCAAGACUUGUGUUCCGGAAAUACUCGAAAGACAAAGAUGCGAUGAGACGUUUCUUCUUGAGCGGUUCUUCAAGGACAUCAACGCUGACUGUGGAACAUCGAAGCCAGUCUGCGACGUUGCAUCAAAGUGCCCGAACAAAACGUUAUCACUUGCACAGACUGUCUGCGAAGAAAGCUUUAUGAGGGAACACGGCCUCGUCCUUCCCCCCGAAUAUGUGAACAAAGAGGCGAACAAAUGGUACUGCUGUAUGAUGCAGUACAGCCAGAAUUGUCUUCAGGACACGCUGAAACAACAAGGAUGCGAUUCCGAAGACUUUUUGCAGGGGUUCACUCGGAAAGUUGAGACUCAAUGUGGAACGUCCAAGUCGUUCUGCUCUGCUCAGUGUAAUAACAACACGUUAUCCCAUGCCCAGUUUGCGUGCAGCGAGAGAUAUAUGCAGAUCCAUGUGCUGAAUCCUGAAAAACCGGGACAAUUGAGCCCGGAUGCUCAGAAACGUUACUGCUGUAUGAUGGAAUACAGCAAGACUUGUCUACCGGAACUACUCAAACAACAAGGAUGUGACGACACAGGUUUUGUUCAGCUCUUCAUCCAACGAAUAAAUAGAAAAUGUGGAACAUUUAAAUUGGACUGCGUCCCUGUACCGAAGUGCGCCCCAAAAGCAGUAUCCAAUGCAGAGAACGAUUGCGCCACAAAAUACAAGCAGUUGUACGGCCUUACUACGCGAAAACCUGAUGAGAAGCAAAAGCCGGCAGGUCUGAGCCCCGAGAUUGACAAGCAGCGGUGCUGUUCCAUGGAAUACAGCAAGAAUUGCGUUACGGAAGUACUAAAGGACAAACGAUGCGGUGAUGAAUUCAGCGCAUCUUUUCUUGAGCAGAAAAAGAAGAUAAUGGCAAAUCUGUGUGGUACGUCGAAAUUGGACUGUGAAUUCGACAAAAGCAAGAGUGCUGGGUGCAUGAAGUAUCCAGCAUGGACUCUGGCAGCAGCCGUCAUUGUGGCUUCAGUGAUGAAGCUAGUGUGACGUCAGUUGUAGUGAGAAAAGGGAUCUACUGGUUUCCAUUUCGCUUGUUCGGGCCAACUGAUCACAAUAAAUAUGGUUGUGUGACCGA
Messenger RNA from Ornithodoros turicata, 3163 nucleotides. RefSeq lists its product as uncharacterized. Lineage: Eukaryota; Metazoa; Arthropoda; Arachnida; Ixodida; Argasidae. The record is from RefSeq and is a predicted model, not a curated record. The transcript is spliced from 23 exons. Bases 70 to 3075 code for a protein of 1001 amino acids.